Pseudogymnoascus destructans is the source of this 1272-nucleotide messenger RNA. RefSeq lists its product as uncharacterized. The coding region runs from base 1 to 1272 and encodes 423 amino acids. Gene Ontology annotation, cellular component: COP9 signalosome. Lineage: Eukaryota; Fungi; Ascomycota; Leotiomycetes; Thelebolales; Thelebolaceae. The transcript is spliced from 2 exons. Gene Ontology annotation, molecular function: metallopeptidase activity; protein binding. Gene Ontology annotation, biological process: protein deneddylation. The record is from RefSeq and is a predicted model, not a curated record.
AUGGCCACAACACAGCCAAACGCCUCCCUCUCCACCCAGAAGUCAGAUUCCGGCCUCGAAGUUGCCCUCCACCCUCUGGUCCUUCUGACGAUCUCCGAUUAUAUUACGAGGCAUACUCUGCGCAACCAAAUCGGGCCCAUCAUUGGAGCUUUGCUGGGUCAGCAGAAUGGCAGAGAGGUCACCCUCGAGCAUGCCUUCGAAUGCAAAGUCCAGGGCGGCUCUAUAGACCCUGAAUGGUUCACGACCCGCUUGCAACAGAUGAAGGAUGUCCAUAAGAAUCCCCCGCUCGACUUUGUCGGCUGGUACACCCUCAUUGCCUCGUCUGGGCCCACAGACUACCACCUCGCCAUCCAAGAGACACUAUCGAACCUCAAUGGUCCCGAAACCCCAUGCAUCCUCCUUGGCUUCCUCCCCAGCGAAUCGCUAUCCAAAUCCUCCAACGAAGCUCUUCCAAUUACAGUCUAUGAGUCUAUAGCCAAGCCCGCCGACACCAUGGCUGCUGGUCAGGAUGUCGAAAUGGAACAGAACGACUCCUCGCCCAGGAGCGUUUUUGCUGAGCUACCAUACGUUAUCGAAACGGGUGAGGCUGAAAGAAUAGCCAUCGAUUUUGUUGCCAGGGGUGGAGGAAAUGCCACAGCUGUCUCAUCAUCGACCCAGAAGCAAACAAACGCAUCCGAGGAGAGCAACAAGGGCAAGAAGCGAGCGUCAGAUGAUACGGCGAAGGAUAUAGAUGUCAACGACAUCCUCUCCAAUGAAGAGACGGAACUGAUUACAGCUUUGACUGCGAAGGCAAAUGCGGUCCGGAUGCUACAGUCAAGGAUCAAGAUUAUUCAGAAAUACCUGGAAUUACAACCUCCGGCAGACACAACGGGCCAGCGGUCCGCACCUGCGCAAUCCUCCCAUCUUGAGUCAUCCCCUGAGAUUCUCCGCAGCAUUGCAGCGUUAAUAUCCCGCCUCCCUCUCGUCGUGCCCUCAUCAUCAAAAGACACAGAGACCGACACCUCGAAAUUCGACCACGACCUUCUCGCCUCACGCAACGACGUAAACCUCGUCAGCUUGCUAGACACGCUUACGCAAAGCAUCCAAAGCACGCGCGAGCUUGGACGGAAGUUCGGAGUGGUUGAUGCAGCGAGGAGUAGGACCAAGUUCCAAGAGAAGGUAGAUAGACAGCUUUCGAUGCAAGGGUCAGACUCGGUGUAUAGCCAGGGAAUGAUGGGGAUGAUGCAGGCAGCAGUGCCCAUGAGGAUGGAUGAGGAGUAUUAUGAUGCUUGA